This is a messenger RNA of Macrobrachium nipponense, 396 nucleotides long. Its product is annotated as cuticle protein AM/CP1114-like. The record is from RefSeq and is a predicted model, not a curated record. NCBI's taxonomy places the organism in Eukaryota, Metazoa, Arthropoda, Malacostraca, Decapoda, Palaemonidae. Bases 79 to 396 code for a protein of 105 amino acids. The transcript is spliced from 3 exons.
CCCAUCUCUCCGUCCUGUUCGUAUAAAAGGACCCGAAACUUGGCUCCUUAGCAUCAUUCGUCUGAGGUUUCCAGCACCAUGAAGUCAGCGAUCGUCGUCUUCCUCUGCCUGGUGGCCGUGUCCCUGGCCUCUCCCCAGACCCAGGACCGCGUCGUGGCCCUCCUGCGGGACGACAGAGUCGACCAGGGCGACGGCAACUUCAACUACGCCUUUGCCGCCGACAACGGCCUCGAGAUGGAGGUGUCCGGCGCCCCAGGGGCCGAAGGUGCCGUCAGCAUGAGAGGAUAUUAUGUACUGCCCCUGGAAUCUGAGGAGUCACCCGCGUUGAGUUCGUGGCCGACGGAGCUGGAUUCCAGCCUUCCAGCGACAAUCCCUGCCAACUCCUCUACCCUCUAA